UCAGUCUGCGUUCUGCCGCGUGAGGGGACGGUUGUGUUGCGCGUUUUUUUAAUUUCGCGUGAUCGCUUCCGAUAAAAAACAUUCGGAAUUCAAAUAUACUUUUUUUGUUUUUUCGCGAAAGUGUGGUGAUUGCUUGAGUGCGUAAACCGUUAAUGUGUGUGUGCUGAAUUGUGGUGUUGAAGUGCAUUUUGGAAUGUUGCAAACCUCUCAGGUAGCGGGUGAAGUGAGCGGUUUCUGAACGACCUAGUGCCAGUGAAGUGCCAGUGAUGUGCGAAUAGCCAUGCGCGCGCGCCGGCGCGUGACGUGACGUCAGAACCCAAGAUGGCGGACACCAGUCCAGCCACCUCCAUCAUCGAGGGCACCGUCAAGUUUAGAGACGGGAAGAAGUGGAAAUCAAGAUGGUGUGUGAUGCGGAAGCUGUCUCCAGUAGCAGACUGCGUGCACCUCCAGCUCUACAAGGACCUGAAGGAACGCCAGAAGAACGGGCAGACCAAGGCUUCCCUAUCCCUGCAGCAGUACCUCGGCUUCGAGGCUGGCUUCACCUUGGACAAGGAGUCCAACACCCUGGCCAUCCUGUGCGAAGAUGUAGUUCCUGUGCUUGCGUUUGAUACGAGGGAGAUCCUCAUACAGUGGAGAGUCAAGGUGCAACACAACCUCGGCAGCAGCAAAGAAUUCGCAGCUGUCAUCAUCCAAGCCCCCAAUUCCUUGAAGCCGGGUCCAUGCCGACUGCAUGCUUGCGGUCCCAGGCUGGCUCUGUGCGCCAAUAGGCCACCCGAAGUUCUGGCGUUGUGGGACGUCAAACUGUUAAGACGUUUCGGCAUCAUAGACAAGCGGUUCUGCGUGGAAGGGGGCUCCCGCUGCGGCAAGGGGGAGGGGUUGUUCGUGUUCGCGGCGGAGGGGGGGAGGGAACUGACGGACCUCCUCAAUAUGUACAGCCACGAUGCGCAGUCCAGGCUCAGCAUCGCGUCUAGGUCUGGCUCAGUUCUAGAAAAGCGCUACUCCGACACAUCCAGCAUGGACGACGGCUUCCCCUCGCUCCGCUCCGUGUCGCCCUGGGCACCGACCAGCCAGACCAUGCACUGUAUCUCAGACCUGGACUCCAGCAUGGAGGAAGAUAAAUUUAGGAGGCCUACGUCACUGCCCAGGUGUUCUAGUUGCAUUGGAAAGAUCAGUCAUCUCACCAGAUCUUCUGUGGGCACACCUGGAUCCAUGAUGUCUCCAGUGUGGACGAUGGGAAGCAUCGUGGAAAAGCGGUCGGAUUGCGAUCGGGCUUCCAUUUACUCACGCUCCAGCGGCAGUGCCUCUGAGUACAACACAGAAUCAAAACGCGGCAGCCCCGUGUGCUGCCCCAGCAUCCCUGCAAAGACGGGCCCCUGCCCCUGCUGGCUACCCAAGCCGUGCUGCUGCCGCAAGUUCAGCGGGCCCUACGAGAACUACGACGUGCCAAAGACUCCCAUGCCCCUCAUCCAGGAACAUCCAAUCGACGGAGGAGACACAAAGAGCUUAUACGACACACCAAAGAAACUUAAAUGCCUUCUCAACCAAACUUGCAAUUGUAGCGAAGCCAAAAACCAAGACACUGUACAUAACGAAUCACAUUCGAACUACGUCAAUGUAACACCCAUGCCCGAGAAACCAGCCAGAGUCCAUAACUGCAAUUACGCAAAUGUAGACCUUUCAGCUACGUUAGAGAAGUUCGAAAGUUCUUUGCAGAUUUUAAGAAGCGCUGGCUUUAGUCAAGAAGAACUAGACGCUUUAGAAGAUAUACCAGAAAACGAUGACGAUAUAUCAACAGCCACAAUGAAUACCGUCCAUCCUUCAGCAGAAUGUUGCAAUGAGCAUUCCAACUACAUGCACAUGGAGCCACUUGAAAUAAGCAGUUCAAGUAACAGCAACAAAAAUUGCUCGGACAACAUUAGCAGGAUCAGUCAUGUUUCCGAUCCAACGCAGCAUUCAGAAUCGGAUACGAUCAGCACAAGACGUUCCAGCUCUGCAGACUUCACGAAAAGACAUUACGAUGACUUCCAAUGCUUCACACCAACAGUGUUGAGGAAAGCGCGGAAGAACGAAUGCAUUAACGAAGGAAUCCCAAUCAUCAACGAACCUGAGGUGCCUAAAGAGGUCAAAGCACCUGAGAAAAGCGAGACUACCUUUGUUACCAGGUUUAGAGACGCAGUCAAGAUAAGAAGGUCAUCUAGCGUGCCUAGUAAAUCGGAUAAGAAUAGAGAUUCUUCGUCAUCGAAUGAUUCUGGCGUUUCAACAGGCUCUUUAAAGCACCAUAAAGGUGAUUUUGAGUUUGAGAUGCCGGUGACCAAUGGCAAGAGCUCUAAGAAGUACUUUAAGAGUAACAAGCCAAUCAGGAGAGCGUUGACGCCUGUUCACGGGCCAUUUGUGAAGUCCAAUUCGUCGGAUCCGUUGAAGAACCUGACGUUUCACUUUGAGGAGGUCGCGACGAUGACUAAGUCGAAUUCUUGCGACGUAGACACGCUGACGAGACGGAAAAAACGGAAUGUGGACACGGACAUGACGGCCCGUCACAGCCAGGUCACCAACAACACGUCCUCGGGCGCGUCCGACACGUCAGACUACAUGGAAUCCCUCUCCGUAUCCUCGUUCAGCUCUUGCGACGUCACUGCCGAUCGCCAUGCUGCCAGACCGAGAUCAGGGAAAGAGUAUGCUAGUAUAGACAGGGCUACGCUCGCUAGCGUGUGUGAUGUCACCACUGCUUAAACUGGACUAUGUCGUUGUUGUAUUAACUUGCAGAAUCCACUGAUUGUAUUUAGAUUAAGUAAUAGGAAAGGUCCUUUAAGGAUUACACCUAGCAUUGACUAUUGAGUCCGUGACUUCGUUCAGCUCUUGUGACGUCACUGCCGAUCUCCAUGCCGCUAGGCCGAGAUCAGGGAAAGAAUAUGCUCGUAUAGACAGGGCUACGCUCGCUAGCGUGUGUGAUGUCACAACUGCCAAAGCUGGACUAUGUCGUUGCUGUAUUAACUUGCAGAAUCCACUGAUUGUAAUUAGAUAAGGUAAUAGGAAAGGUCCUUCAAGGAACCUUUAAGACCUAAGGUAUUCCGCAAAUUUAUAAACAGAACACCCUUUGUUGACUUUAUUUGACAUCGCUAUCAAAUUCCAAACUGGGUGAACCCUAGCAAAAAAUAAAAUUUGUCCAAUGAUCCCUUAUCACUAUUACUGAAAGGCAUUGACUUCUUUAUGUGUAUUACUUCGCAAAGACGGGUUACGGGCACCAAGAUGCGAAGCCAAUCGUGCAUCCCAACGCAACUAGUUGCGAGUGUUGUGACCAAUCGCGAGCGUGAUGCGCACUCAUCAACCAAUCAAAACUUUUGAAAUCUUUGGUGACAGGUUAAGAAUCCACCUGGGACUAAGUAAUAGUGAGCGCAAGCUUCUUCAAUACUAGGUAGUAGGUACGUACUUACUCAAGUUUUAAUAUUGAUUCUGAUGGAUUUUGUUGGACCCAUUCUGGCUAUUAUAUCGUAUCAUGCGAUAACACAGUAAACUUGUUGGCUCACUUCCACCAUAUUUUUUUAACAAUCAUCGAAACAGUCGGUUCAUUAGCAGACGUCAAUUCAAACAUGUCAACUUUACUUGUAAUUUGUUAUACUCGUACUCAUCUACCGGUUAGAGAGUAAGGGACUGGAUAAAUUGAUAUUAGAAUGAACAAUGUUUUAGGAUUUUAAUUCAAUUGGCAGCAUUUUAGAAAUAAGUUUUAUACACAAAAUUAUAUACACUGGUUAACACAUUCUUUAUCCCAGUAUCAAAAUUUUAAUCCAAUUUGUUGUCCUUGUGUCGUUUUUAUAAAAUACUUUUUUUGUAAGAAACAUAUUCCUCUGGACGAUGAUGAUGAUUUUUUCAAUUAUCCCUCGCCAGGGACAUAAAUAAGACUAUCAUUUGUGACUUUGUACUUAUUUGAAGAUUAUUCUAUAUUACACCAAUGACCUUACUUAAAAAAAACAUGGCGAAUAUAAAGACAUGUAAAAAUAAUUACAAAACCAAUAAGCACUACGAGUAAAUUGAUUAGGGGCCCAUUUAUCUAACGGUAUUAGUCUAAUAUUAUUAGUGUGUUGCCAUGGUAACCCAUACGAUUUGACAGUUCGUGGACUAAUCAUAUUAAGUCUAAUAUUGUUCGAGAAAUGGGCCCCAGAAUUUAUCUCAUUGGUUUACAAAUAUUUAGCGACUUGUAAAUAUAAUUUAGAUUCGUAUGUAACACUUGUAGGUAUUCUUUCGUUCCUAUGUAAAUAGUUGUUAAGGUAUAUAUUAAAUAGGGAAUUAGAGGUAGCAAUGUUUCGUUAUUUACAGUGCCAAAAGUUUUGUAGUGAUUUCGUAAACAUUUGUAAGAUCAUCUGAGAGAUUUUAUAUUUGUUCAACUCUUAAAACAGAGUUGGUAGUGAAAGUCAUUUAAAUGACUUAAUUUCUCGCAUGAUAUACGAUAAUAAAUGAUAAAUCAUGUCACUUGUUGAUAAUGAUCGGUAGACCGGCACGGCCUUUUUGAUUGCAAGUAUAAAUCUUAAAUACUUGCCGCUAAAUUUUCCAUUUUAUCGUCCACACAUAAGAAAAUAUUUAUUUUUAUGUAAAAAAAUUAACGAAAUAACUUACCUCGAAAUAUUUUUUGGACAAUUUGAAAUUGUCCUCUUGUACUUCGAAAAUGUAUUUUUAAUUAGUGUUUUUGGAAUUUUACUUAAUAUAAAAGAUAGGUUAAGGUUUUUUGAUAGUUUUAGUACUUACAUUAUUUGUGCCUUUACGUACAAUGUUUUAGACAUUUCAUUUAUUUGUGUUACCUUACAUUUAAUUACGAAGUAGUUUAAUAGUGUAUACUUAGAAAUAUUAUUUAAGUGUGGUGCAUAUUAAAAACUGUAUGCAAUUAUAUACAAAUGUUUAUUCAUUGUAUUAUAUCUUUUAUAAUAUUAAGUAUCGCCUCAUAAUCUAGAAGCAAUAGCCUAUGUACUUCCAUGAUAAAUGUAUAUGUCCAUAUGAUAUAACUACAUAAUAUACAACAAUAAAAUACAUUUUUGUACUACAUAAAGCUUCAGAAACAGUUAUCCUGCCAAAUAAAAUUACCUAAUCAAUAUUUAUCUAUUAUAUUUUUUGUAUGACUACAUACAAUUUGUCAAUGUAAUUUAAACAGGAAUUAGGCACUAUUCUUCUGAAACGAAUACAACUGUAUACCUAAUAUGUGGCUAUUUUUUUCAUUUGACAUACUUAUAUUUCUAAGGUUUGUCGCAUUAGUAUAAAAGGCGUAUGGAAUUGAGAAUCAUUUUUUAUCCCGGUUGGAUACAAAAUACUGUUCUAAAAUAGCUAAAUAAUUCAUAAUAUAAUAGAAAUACACGGAUAUGAUUAUCGCUUAUUACCGUGGACUAGUCUCAACGAAUAUGUCAAUGAUUUAAUAUCUUAUCCACGACGAUACGUGAUAAAAUAUAACCAUUGUAAACCGAGUUGGUCGCGCUUUUUCAUCUGCCAUCGUAGCAGUUACUUUCUAACAAGUACCUAUGUAAGGCGGGAGUGAAAUACGGCGUGAUAAAUGAUAAACGUACCUGAAACAAAUCCGUACUAAAAGACGUAGGUGGCUUAUUAAUCGCUAUUGCGACAAACCUUAAUUUUCAACGAGACAAAACUGUAAGGAUUAAUUGAAACAAACUGAAGUAUCUGUCUUUUUUGUCUUUGUGCAAUAAGCUUUCGAUAUAUAAGGACAGAUUCAUUACAUCUCUAGUAACUGAUGAUUGGGGGACAGAAUAUUGUAUGCUUAGAUUAUUGAAAGUAAUAUUAAGAUAUCUGUUAAAAUGACUCCACUACAAAGUCAUUAUACUUCGAUGUUCAAUUUAAAACAGAACCUUUGACCACAUGAGUAUAUUACGGUCAAUGAGCUUAUGAAAAAACCAAUGGUUUGUUUUUCUUACGAUUUUGUCUCUUUUAGGAAAGUACUGGUAUAACUGCUGGCAUAAUGCCGUAUAGACGCGACACUAAGUGCCAGUUGCACCAUCCGCACUUGACAGACUGAUGAACGUCACCCGGCGCGCAGCGGUGGUUUACUAUGAAACUUUCCAUACAAUAAAAUUUAGCGAACUCUUUAACGAUGACAAACAGUUGGUGCAUACCUAAUAUAUAUACCUAAUAUAUAUACUUUCUAAAUGGAAUGCUUAACCCUUUGAACUUCACGUCUAUCAUGCGCUGCGCAUCACUAUAAACCUUGUCAGAAUGCAGGAAGGUUGAUAUUGAGCGCGCGUCAGUUGACGUCUUUGACUAAGUGAUUAAUUUUAAAUAUGUUUUGGUUUAUUAAUAUGAAUAUAACCUAUGUAGGUAACAAACACGGUCUAUCAAAAGAGUGGUGAAAUAAAUUUGCUUAUCACGCACGAGAUUAAAACCUUUACUAAUCCGGUGUUGGAAAGCGAUAUAGGUAUUUUAUAAUUAUUCGUGAUAAGCACAACCAUAAUAGCCUGUCUUUUUUUUAAACUACAGCAAAGUAACUAGCAAUAGUGUCUCGUCUAUACGAAGUCUAGGUUUUGUUGUAUGGUAGAAUCACAACAACACGAUGAUAAACAUAACUUUUUGUGGUUCUGCUAUACUGGGUCUCUGUCUAGUCAGAUAGUGUGGUGGCCACAUUUAGUUUUUUGCCUUUAUGUUAUUAAUAGUACGGGACUAGUUAAACGAAAAAUAUUCAAAAAUUAAAAUGGUUUUAUGGAUUGUUAUAGUUAUAAAAUUCUGCUGUUUUGCAAAACGCAGCAAUGUAACAUUAAAAUCUUUUAAAUUUUAUUUUGACGGCUUUAAAUUCUACCAAGCCGUUUGUAAUCUUUAGUCCCUUACCAUCAUUUGUGGUAUUUCCUAUAAAAAGGGACCUUAUUGUCGAUGGCGCUUACGCCAUUAUAAACGAUGCUCCGAUAUAAAUAUAAUGCCGCGCGACGCUGUGCGGCGUAAGCGCCAACGACAAUAAGGUCCCUUUUCAUAGAAAAUGCCCCAUUUUAAAAUUAGUUUUUGAACUAGUUUGCUAAGUUUUAUGUUUUUUAAAGAGGCAUAUUUUUUAACUAUUUGAGGCCACCACACCCAGGUUUUGGUGUUAGCAUAUGAAGGGUUCUUUAUUCAGCACAAAUUAUAUUUUAUGUGAAAGAUAUUUUCUUAUCUUGUGUUUAGCACAUCGUCUUACUUUACGUAUUGUAAUAUUGCGUCUGAAGACAAAAUAUAGUGCAUUGAAUUGA
Molecule: messenger RNA, 7199 nt
Organism: Cydia strobilella
Lineage: Eukaryota; Metazoa; Arthropoda; Insecta; Lepidoptera; Tortricidae
Exons: 11
Coding region: 322-2730 (802 amino acids)
Biological process (GO): positive regulation of protein tyrosine kinase activity; neuromuscular junction development
Molecular function (GO): protein kinase binding
Source: RefSeq, a predicted model, not a curated record